CCGGGGCAGGCUGACGUCAGCGCGAGCGCGGAGUUUCAGUAAUGGACAUCUCUGACCAUCACAUGACCGAUGCCGGCAUCGUCCGCCCUGAUGUGCACAUAGAAGUUCAUGUCAAAUCUCAGAGCACAGUCAAGAGGUCUGAGGUGAGGACGCACGUGUUGUCUCUGCUGGAUCGACACAGCACUGUUUUAGGCUCCUACAGAUGGACAGAGUUUGAUGAUGAAUUUCUAACCAAAAACGUGGAUUCGGUCGCUGUAGCGGAUUUAACUGGUCCGAAACUUGUGGAUCUGAAGGCCCACAACCUCUGUAUCCAUAUCUUCUCUCUGAAUGAUGACAGUCCGAGCAUGCUUGCUCUAGAAGAGGAGGAGGAGCUUUCCGCUGCCAAUCAUUGGCUCCUCCCAGCAGCUGAGUUUCAUGGCAUCUGGGAAAGCUUGAUUUAUGAGGAAGGCAUCAAAACACAACUCUUGGAUUACGUUUCGACCACAAUUUUCUUCUCUGACAGAAACGUCGACAGCAAUCUGAUCGCCUGGAAUCGUGUCGUGUUACUUCACGGGCCGCAUUGGUCAUUUCUCUCAUAACCCCUCAGGGGACUUGCCCAGAAGCUCUCCAUCAGACUGUCUGACAGGUAUGCACACAGCCAGUUCGUGGAGAUCAACAGCCACAGCCUCUUCUCCAAGUGGUUCUCAGAGAGCGGAAAACUGGUCACAAAGAUGUUUCAGAAGAUUCAGGAGCUCAUCGAUGAUAAAGACGCUCUGGUGUUUGUCCUGAUAGAUGAGGUGGAGAGUCUCACGGCUGCGCGGAGCGCCGCUCAAGCGGGGAUAGAGGCGGUAUGAGGCUGUCGUAGUGUCGGUAUUGGGUUGUUGAUGCAGUUCUGCCAGAUCAAACGGCACCCAAAUGUUGUCAUCCUCACCACAUCCAACGUCACAGAAAAGAUCGAUCUGGCCUUUGUGGACCGAGCUGAUAUAAAGCAGUACAUCGGCCCCCCGAGCGCCAGCGCCAUAUUCCACAUCUAUCUGUCCUGUCUGGAGGAACUCAUGAAGCGUCACAUCAUCUACCCCAGACAGCAGCUGCUGAGUUUGGAGGAACUGGGCACCAUGGACUUCAUGGAGAGCGACGUGACCCGUCUGAGCUUAACGCUGAGGAACCUUGAGGAGUGA
Messenger RNA from Cyprinus carpio (common carp), 1157 nucleotides. It is a transcript of the gene trip13, whose product is annotated as thyroid hormone receptor interactor 13. Gene Ontology annotation, molecular function: ATP hydrolysis activity; ATP binding. Gene Ontology annotation, biological process: meiotic recombination checkpoint signaling; reciprocal meiotic recombination. NCBI's taxonomy places the organism in Eukaryota, Metazoa, Chordata, Actinopteri, Cypriniformes, Cyprinidae. The record is from RefSeq and is a predicted model, not a curated record. Gene Ontology annotation, cellular component: nucleus; chromosome.